AUGGGUGUUAUUGGAUGUCCUAACCUCGGACCUGAACCUGCUAAGAUCGGUGAAGAGAUCAUUCCAAAUGGCAAGGGUGUAUUGAUGGUUGCUGUUAAAGGGGAGGGCAGUUAUUCUCGGCCAUUGACCUCAUCGACUUACACGAAACUUUCCCUCCCAUCGUCUCCUCCAUCUUCAAACCCCCUUACAUUCCUCGAAUCAGUCGAAUCUGGACAUUCUGCUCAUUCCAUCCAAGCUCGAAUUGGUGAAUUACUAGAAGUUAAAAGACCCAGUUUGAGAAUGGAUAGUCAAGCCAAAUACGCUUGUCUAGGCAGAGGUGAAGGCGGCGUAUACCUUCGUAUCCCUACCAAAUAUGCUGGUGGAAAAGAGUACAAUGAGAAAAUAUGGGAUCACGCAUCAGGCUCUUUAUUGAUUCACGAAUCAGGCGGUAUCUGCACUGAUAUGCACGGUAACCCACUCAACUUUGGUGUGGGAAGAACACUGAAGGAUAAUGAAGGUAUAGUAGCCGCUGGUAAAGAUAUUCAUUCAAAAGCUGUCGAAGCCGUGAAGAAAGCCGUCGAGGAGGUAGGUAAGAAGUAA
Molecule: messenger RNA, 579 nt
Organism: Kwoniella shivajii
Lineage: Eukaryota; Fungi; Basidiomycota; Tremellomycetes; Tremellales; Cryptococcaceae
Product: 3'(2'),5'-bisphosphate nucleotidase
Exons: 3
Coding region: 1-579 (192 amino acids)
Biological process (GO): phosphatidylinositol phosphate biosynthetic process; sulfate assimilation
Molecular function (GO): 3'(2'),5'-bisphosphate nucleotidase activity
Source: RefSeq, a predicted model, not a curated record